Messenger RNA from Prunus persica (peach), 531 nucleotides. RefSeq lists its product as uncharacterized. The transcript has 2 exons. Bases 1 to 531 code for a protein of 176 amino acids. The record is from RefSeq and is a predicted model, not a curated record. Lineage: Eukaryota; Viridiplantae; Streptophyta; Magnoliopsida; Rosales; Rosaceae.
AUGGCCAACAAUGGAUAUGAUAGCUCUUCUAGUGAUGAGACAAGUGCCAACAUAAUGUUUUUGGAAAUGUUCGAAAACUACCAAAGGAAAAAAGCAGCGAAGAAUAAGGAGAAGACCUCGAUGGUUGUCCAUGGGGUACAUCAUCAUGACGACGUACUAUACCAAGAGAUCGAAUUUUGCAUGAGGCAUGAGUUGUUUAAUCGAAUAAUGGAACAAAUUGUCCCUUUCGACGAUUACUUCAAACAAAAACCUAAUGCCACUAGAAAGCUUAGUUUCUCACCACAAGUGAAGAUGACAGCCGCCAUGCGUAUGCUUGCAUAUGGUACAGCAGCUGACCUCAAUGAUGAUUACUUGAAGAUAGCAAAGACCACAUUCUUUGAAGCUUGCAAGAGAUUCUGUCAUGUAGUCAACAACUUAUACGGAGCUGAAUAUCUUCGUAAACCAACGAGGGCGGACCUACAAAAACUGCUCCAAAAAGCUGAGGAACGGGGGUUUCCUGGCAUGCUAGGAAGCCUUGACUGCAUGCAUUAG